Didymella exigua CBS 183.55 is the source of this 774-nucleotide messenger RNA. RefSeq lists its product as uncharacterized. NCBI's taxonomy places the organism in Eukaryota, Fungi, Ascomycota, Dothideomycetes, Pleosporales, Didymellaceae. The coding region runs from base 1 to 774 and encodes 257 amino acids. The record is from RefSeq and is a predicted model, not a curated record. The transcript has 3 exons.
AUGAUCGAGUCACUGCGGGACAUGAAGCACAAAAGCAGCAGCUACGAGAACCUGGAGAUGGAAAGGACUGCCAACAAGAUACUGCAUCGCAUGGAAGACAAGGCGAACGAGGACUCUUUGGAUGGCACAAGAGCAAGAAUCCUCGCGAACGCCCGAACCAUCUACGGCCCGAAUCGAUGUCUCGACGUGAUAAGUUUCGCUCCAACUUCCUCGCGAAAGAUUGGCGCCGCCAUCGUCGAACACAAUCCAAUGAGUAGAUCGUACGUCCACUGCACGUCGGCAAAGGAAGACUCCCGUCGAGAGGCGUAUGAGCACCUUCUCGUGAUCACUGAAGACCUCCUGCAGCGUCUGAUGGACACAGAGGGUAUCACCAGUAGCGGUUGGCUUACGGCAACACCCCAGUCGCAGCAUGCGGCGACAUACAAUGCUGCAAGCGUCAGCGGAAGUGUGGCCGGCAGUGUGCCUGCGAGUCGGAGGAGCAGCGUUGCACCCCAGGAGAUCAUCAUGCCGCCACCAGAACGAUUUGUGAACGACUUCCACUCGCCGUACUCGUCUCACCAUAUCCAGAGGCCUCCUGUGGGGGCGAAUGCACCAUCACUAGUCCGCGGAAACAGUAAUACUGCUUUUGGCUGCACAACUCCCCAACCUCAGAUCCAGCAGAUGCCCCGUACGAGCAGCGAUGUUGUUAUACAGCAACCGAAGCCGGUGCCGGCGGGGCAGUACACAGGCCGCCAUCAUGGUCGUGUGCAGUGGAAGCUUGGUUCGGAGGGCUGA